UACUCUAUAUUGUGAUAAUUAUUAUUCAUCGCCGCAGCUGUUCUUAGACCUCAACGAUGCAGGCACCAAUGCCUGUGGUACGGUACGAAACAGGAAGGGCCUGCCUCAGGCGUUCAAGGACGCCAAGUUGUCGGUGCCAAAAGAGCGAUUCUGCAUGGCGAACGGGCCCAUCCUCGCCCUUAAAUACAAAGAUCGACGAGACGUCAAGAUGCUCUCUACAGCACACAGUGCGAAGUUUGUGAACACGGGUAAACGAAACCGAGAGAGGGAAGAGAUCCAAAAACCCGAGUGUGUGCACGAGUAUAAUCAGUACAUGGGUGCGGUCGACUGUUCAGAUCAGAUGGUGGCCUACCUCAGCUUCCGCAGGCGUACCCUGAAAUGGUGGAAAAAAGCAUUCUUCCACAUUUUGAGCUUGGCCAUCCUCAAUAGCUACAUCUUGUAUAAGGAGCAUUUCUUACAAGUAAGAGCAGCCAUUGCCAACCGAGAUGAUCCAAGAAAGAAGCAACAACCAAUGUUGCACCGCAAGUUCCGUAACCUGGUGGUGAAGCAGAUGAUCAGUACAUCCGGCUAUGUCAAUGAGGCGACGGGCAGGAGGGCCAGCGCCACUGCCCACACCUUGACUCGCCUCACAGGGCGGCACUUCUUGGAGCGCAUCCCACCAAACAACCCAGGAGGCAGACCACCAACAAGAGUGUGCGUAGUCUGCGGUCCUGCAGCACCAUCAGAUGCAACUUCUAAGAGGCGUUCCAGUUUCCAGUGUAAACAGUGCAGGCAAACCUUGUGCAUUGAGCCGUGUAUGGAACUUUACCACACAAUGGACGACUAUGUUGGGGCCUAUAAGCGAAGACAGGAAGGAAACAACACUAACAAUGACACUUGCUGAAGAUUAGGCCGCACAUAACUUUGUAUUGUAUUUGUAUUUUUGUUCCCAGAACUUUGUUUAGGAACUGGGAAAGAUUGUGGCAGAAUAUCCUUCUUAUUGCUUUUAUGUCUUUAUUACCUUUAGUAUGGACGGUAAUUACUGUAUAUUUAUGUAACAUGACAGUA
This is a messenger RNA of Branchiostoma floridae (Florida lancelet), 1047 nucleotides long. RefSeq names its product piggyBac transposable element-derived protein 4-like. The record is from RefSeq and is a predicted model, not a curated record. Bases 155 to 883 code for a protein of 242 amino acids. The transcript has a single exon. NCBI's taxonomy places the organism in Eukaryota, Metazoa, Chordata, Leptocardii, Amphioxiformes, Branchiostomatidae.